UCGUAGCAAUAUUAAACUACUACCGAGGACGGCCCAGACAGUGAACACCUGUGCUUGACAUAGCUGCGCGGCGCACUUGUUUUCUUGCAUGGAGUGGGUUUUCUUUUUCGCUGUCACUGCGCUUUCUGACGUGCAUAUCGCUUGCCGCCGUGCUUGAGUCUGUAUGGGUCAGUUUCUGUCAAGAACUUGCCGUUUUUUUAUGUUCCUGAACAAGAAAAGACAAAAAUGAUGGGUCGCAAGGAUGCUGCUGCUAUAUAUGUCACUGAAAAGAAGCACUUCAGCAAUGUCAAAUACCAGCGCAUGCAGCGAACUGAUGAUGGCUUCGUAGAUAUUCAGUUUCAGAAAACUCUGUCGAGGGUUCCCAAGAAGGCCAUUGCACUUGCAACUUGCCUGUUCAUUGGUGGAUCUGCACUGAUUGUCUUGGCAUCAUUCAUUUUUGCUGGAUUUUUCGACCCAAAAUAUGAUGACAGCAGCUGGCCAGUUCUUGUUCUGGGAGCCCUUAUGUUCAUCCCUGGUGCUUAUCACGUACGCAUUGCAUACUAUGCUUAUAAGAAGUAUCCAGGCUAUACAUUUGAUGACAUCCCAGAUUUUGAUUAGGUUCGCUGUUGUUGUUCUCACUGGACCAAAAAUAUUGUGUUCCUCGUCAUGACACUUGAAUUGCAUGGUCAUCCAGUAUGCUGUGCUGCCGUGGCAAGAUGCAGGUUUCCUGAUCUUAUGGACAUUAUGUACAGUUCUUAAGGUUGAAACAUGAAAUGAGGAUGAUUUGUGUGAUAAGGAAGGUGACUUAUCAUGGCUUCUGACGCAGGAAAUGCUGUGAAUGUAAACAUAUUGUAAAGACAAUAAACAUUGGUGUACUAUACUGUUCAUAAGAUUUCUGCAAAGCAAGCAGUCCAGUACAGGACUAAGCAAGUUUGCUCUCCUUUAGUUUCUUCAGCAUAGUUAAUAGCCUUUUUGGUGUUAUGUCUACUGAUGCAGGCAUCAGGGAGUCAAGAGCUUGUCCAGCUUUUUAGUCUUUACUUCCUGCAGGGAAAUUUUGUUUUCUUCCUGCAAAAAUAAACACUGUUCAACAUGCACACCAGUCAAGUCGAGAGCAUUAAAUUGUGUUUUUUUUUACUGCAAGGAUCGUAGCUGCUUGGUUGAAAUAUUUGCUUAGGUUAGUAUAUAUUUCACUGUUAUCAAUAUUUAACUUAAGCUGCUGGCUCAAUGUUUGGAGUACAGAGCACUCACUGUAUUGCAUCCCUAAGUACUGUUCUUCAAUAGGCAUUUUUAUAAUAUACUGGGUGCUGCACUUUGUACUAUCUGGAAUAUCAGUUUAGUGCAGAUAUUAUUGAAUAAUAUUUAUUGCUGGGCUAAUUGGUGCAUGAUUAUUUAUCAGAACUGUAGUUUGCUUGUGCAUGUUGCUUCUAUCAUUGCUCCUCUAUUGCUGUGCCACAUUUCUGGUAAAUAAUUAUUGAAUAAGCAACUUCAGUAGCGAAAAAACUUGGAGAACGCUUGAGCUUCGCCUUCAAGGAUAGAACACGAUAGCAUAAUCACGCCCCGUUUCCAUUGCCCUCACGAUCACUAGGCUGGCUUCUGUGGACGCCUCAACUGUGUCGCAAGGAAAGGAGCGUCUUCACACCUAACACUGGCCAUAUCAAACUCUACUAGAAUGCCUAUUGCAAGUAGAGUUGUGAAGUGCCCACUACGCCAUAAUUCUUCCUUUUGCGUAUUGGCGAUGUACCCACUACAGGUCUGCAAGGCAACACGCACACUUUCACACUUUGUUGAUGUUGUUUGUCAUGAUGGCAUGACUAUAUGUACCUGAACGCUUUGUAAUGGGUGGGCCAUUAAACCACUCACUCGUUGCACAAUUCACAUAUUUUGACACCUGGUUCAGUUCUGCGCUUCUGCCAUGCAAUAUUACGUGCGUUAAGGAGACUCAUCGCGCUACAUGCCAUUCGUAUAGGUUUUUUUUUUUUUUCGGGAUAGUUUCAAGCACUGGCAUGGCUCUGUGGUAGAACACCUACUUGCCACACAGAAGACCUGGGUUCAAUUCCAGUUCGAACGAAAUAUUUUUUAUUAUUUAUUUAUUUGCAUUUAUCUCGAAUUUUUGCUCACGGACAUUGCUGAUUUUUCGCUCACAACCAACGACGUCGACGCUGAAAUUUCUGCAAAAUGAGCUCUCUCAUGCUAUCGCGUUAAUAUGCAGUGUAGCCUGCGUUAAUAUGCAGUAAAUCAGAAAGGUGCUGGGUGUGAUCAGAAGCUUUUCUUAUGGCAGAACCUGUGAGACUUCCUCUGUAGCUUCGUGUUGCUUUUGUUUUCCCUUUUACAUUGUGUGAUCUGGCACUUUCUUCAUUUUAAAUAGAAGAUUAUAAAUUGUUGGCGAGGGAUAGACCUUUCUAGUGCCUUUGUGUUGCCUCUGUAUGGAAUCAUGUUGUUAUGGAUUACAUGUUAAGUGUAGAUUAAUUGUUCAGUCUAGUAGGCUGAACUAUUGUGCCAGAUAAUUUUUUUUUGCAGCAUUGGGUGCUAAAGAUUUGUCGUUACUUGUCAGACUCAUCAUGCACUUAUAGAGUGCCACUUUACUGAACUCCAUUGCCAGAAUAUUGUACCCUGUGCUUUCUGGUAAUUGCCUCCUACUGUUCACAAGCUUCCCACAAAAACUGGGCAUUAGCACUCAACAAAUGGACAGGCUGUGUGACUCUUUUGACGCUCACUUUCCAUAUUGAGAAACUAGCUUAAGCUAGAAUGGAACUGAGGGUGCACCACUACCAAGCAGCUACUCAGGCCUUGCUGCAAAAUGCCAUCUAUUUAGAUCCGCUAUUGUAAGCAAGUGCAGUCGAAAGUUGACAUCUUUUGAAUCCACAGUAGCAG
Messenger RNA from Rhipicephalus sanguineus (brown dog tick), 2850 nucleotides. Its product is annotated as transmembrane protein 230. Bases 226 to 597 code for a protein of 123 amino acids. Gene Ontology annotation, cellular component: endomembrane system. NCBI's taxonomy places the organism in Eukaryota, Metazoa, Arthropoda, Arachnida, Ixodida, Ixodidae. The transcript has 4 exons. The record is from RefSeq and is a predicted model, not a curated record.